This is a messenger RNA of Eucalyptus grandis, 1874 nucleotides long. Its product is annotated as cyprosin. The coding region runs from base 247 to 1785 and encodes 512 amino acids. NCBI's taxonomy places the organism in Eukaryota, Viridiplantae, Streptophyta, Magnoliopsida, Myrtales, Myrtaceae. The record is from RefSeq and is a predicted model, not a curated record. The transcript has 14 exons. Gene Ontology annotation, molecular function: aspartic-type endopeptidase activity. Gene Ontology annotation, biological process: lipid metabolic process; proteolysis.
AUAUAAGCAGUGCGUACCGUCAUCGCUUGCUUCUGCUUCUGUAACGCCCAAGAAAGUUCUCGGCUUGUUUUCUGAAGUACUGUCUGGUUUUGAAUCUCUACCCAUCCUGCUCCGGCAUCAAACAUCAAGCCUGAUCAGGUACACUUCCUAAGCAUGCUAGACGUUUCGUAGAAUUUAGUUUUGUAAAGCACAUUAGGUGUCCUUCGCCGUUGUAGAGCGAGGGAGUUUGUAUAAUUCCGUUCGCCGAUGGCUGUUGAGUAUGCCAGGUUGGACUCCGGGAGCAUGGCGGCAAAGUUACUGUUCCUAGUCCUCUGUCUCUGGUGCCCGGGAAUGAUUUCUUCGAGCGGCUUAGUAAGAAUAGCCUUGAAGAAGCAACCACCCGAUCUCUUCAGUACGAGUGCAGCUAGCAAUAACGGCAGAGCCGGAAAAUACGUCAAAGCGCAUCAGGGUCAUGCGGCUUCAGAUGAUUUUCCUUUAAAGACUUCCUUAGAUGCUCGAUAUUUUGGAGAGAUAGGAAUCGGCUCGCCUCCUCAAAACUUUCGCGUCAUCUUCGACACCGGCAGUUCCAACCUUUGGAUACCUUCAUCAGACUGUAUCUUCUUCUCUAUGGCUGGCUUUCUGCAUUCUAGAUACAACGGUAGCCAGUCCAGUACAUAUAGACCAAAUGGAAAACAUCGCAAGAUCCCGUAUGGAUCUGGAUUCAUUUGGGGGUAUUUCAGUGAAGAUAUCGUGCGCAUUGGGAAACUUCAAGUGAAGAAUCAAGUCUUCAUUGAAGCUGUGACCGAAUGGAGUCUUACUCUCACAUUGGCGAAAUUCGACGGGAUACUCGGGCUUGGCUUUCGAGAAAUAUCAGCCGCAAACGCUUUGCCAAUUUGGUACAACAUGGUGCAGCAAGGUUUAGUUAGCCAAAAGGUCUUCUCUUUCUGGCUGAAUCGAGGUUCGAAGUCUGAUAAGGGCGGAGAAAUUGUUUUCGGAGGUGUCGAUCCAAAACACUUCAAGGGCAAUCACACUUAUGUUCAGGUCACUCAAAGGGGUUACUGGCAGAUUUCACUUGAAGAUUUUCUCAUUGGAAACCAGUCUACAGGGGUCUGCAGUGGUGGUUGCGCUGCCAUCGUGGAUUCAGGCACAUCGUUCAUUGCUGGACCGACGGCAAUUCUGGCCAAAAUCAAUGAAGCAAUCGGUGCGAAAGGACUCGUGAGCAUGGAGUGCAAGCAAGUGGUGUUCGAGUACGGGGAUCAGAUGUGGCAUCUACUGAUAUCCGGUCUGGAACCCGAGAAGGUCUGCUCGAGCAUUGGUCUCUGUUCUAAUAACCACUCAUGGCACGGCAGCAAAAUGAUCGAAGAGGUAGUCGAAAGCGAAAGUGCCGGCAAAUCAAAAGACGGUGAGAACUUCUUCUGCUCAGCUUGCAAGACGGCAGUUCUGUGGAUCCAUACCAAGCUGCUACAGAACGGCACUAAAGAAACGAUAUUCGAAUACAUCGACAAGUUGUGCGAGCGCUUGCCAAAUCUGAAGGGACAAGUAGCUGUCGACUGCGACAGCAUUCCGAGGAUGCCGCCCGUUUCCUUCAUCAUCGGAAACAAAUCUUUCGAAUUGAAUCCCAAACAGUACAUAAGGAAAGUCCAACGAGGAGGUUCGGCCAUCUGCGUCAGCGGGUUCGUGCCCUUGGAAGUCCCUCCUCCUCAGGGCCCCCUCUGGGUGCUGGGAGAGAUCUUCAUGGAAGCAUACCACACCGUGUUCGACUUCGGCAAUCGCCGCAUAGGAUUCGCGGACGCGGCGCAGUAUUAGCAGGGCAUCGCCUCGCGCAUCGGCACUAGAUUGUACGUCAAGUAAUCGGCACUAGUAUGUAGAGCUCGAAAAGAGAAGGGAAGAUAGGC